Messenger RNA from Acanthoscelides obtectus, 2318 nucleotides. The record is from the annotation of a GenBank genome assembly. NCBI's taxonomy places the organism in Eukaryota, Metazoa, Arthropoda, Insecta, Coleoptera, Chrysomelidae.
GUGCCGGAUCCAUGAAUGAAUCAACGAGCGACAGAGUCGGUUCAGUCGAGUGUGCGUGUCGUUCGUCGAUUGUUUUUCGUUCGCUGCGGUGUGGCCGACGUGCGCUCCGCUGCUGUCAAGGAUAUAGCGAUUCAGCUGCAAUUAUUGUAGUUGUAGUGGGUUUUUAUAAUAGACUACUGAUAACAGUGAGGAGUUUCUAGUGAUAUUUUGUCGUCUGUUUGAUGGUUUUUAGAUAGCACAAGCGUUGACGAAUGCCUUGCUAAACAGCAGGUUUGUGGACAGGACAGGAACACCAUGUGGCUGCUAGACAUACCACAAACACAACAUAACGACUGUGAAAAAUUGCUGUGGUUCCGGUAUUACGAUGGUACGACUCUGGAUUACAUCGCUCAGUCCGAUUCGUUGAUCAUUAAACAUCCUGUAGACAAAUUGAAGAAGUUCAUUAGGGCGCGGAAACAUCAACAUCAGAAAUGCUCAGGAAUGGAGAACGAUGGUUUCCAGGAUGAACAGGACACUGUGAUACAAGAGAAGGAGUUCAAUUCUCUGAAUGACUCGACGCCACCAUCCGAAACGUUAGUAGAAAACAACGGUAGUAAAGAAGGAAUAGUGUCUGGCGCGAAGAAAAAAUCUCCCAAUGGGGUGUGCUCCUUGGAGGGGGCAGGGGGAACAAAGAAGAAGAUUAGGGUGAAAGGAGGCGCGAAAUCGCCAGGGAAAGAAUACUUCCACAUAUGGAAUGCUUCGACGUCGCCGUCACCUGAAGAAGAAGAAAGUCCAGUAUGUCACAUGUUAUCAGAAAGUCCUUCGGACAUCGUCGAAGCGCCUCCACUGCCACCUAGGGCUUCUCCUUCAACAGUUGUACCGCCGGUAGUACUUCACAGGCCCUUGGAAAGAUCCCAUGCCCUCGCCAGCCCUUUUUCUACGCCACCGGCUGUACAUAGGCAAAAUAAACCGCAGAAGAAACAGCAGCAACCAAGGCUGGAAGAUACGUUUGGGUUUGAGAUUAUUGAUACUGAUGAGGAGUACAGGUCUUUUGGUACAGCAUCAACAGCAUCUUCUUUGUCUGACGUUGAAAUGACCAGUACUCCAACUCAUAAACUGAAGGCUGCUUUUGCUGAAAACGGCAAGAAACUUAUUGGUUGUGAUAAUUAUAUAACGACAGUGCUAAGUAAAAAUUCUAGUCCUCAAUUACCCCUCCAACACCACCAUAUACUCUUAGAGAAGAAAGAUAGUCAAAGUUCGUCGCACAGUAGUUCCUCAACAGAUGCAGUAGAUGGUUGUUUUAGUUCAGAGUCAUUAGCUAAACCGCAUAAACCGCUUACUAGACAGGUGCCUGAUAUGGAGAAGAUUAAACAACAAAGUCUAGAAGACUGUGGAGGACAACAUACGCCACUUCAUAGGCCAGUGCUAGCACCAACAGCUCAUUUAAGUGGCUUGGAAAUUGUUAGGCCGCAUCCUAAAGGCUUACAAAGGGUGGCAGCGAUAUCCAAUGACCUAGCCAGCCUCCCAGUCUGUCCACCUACACCAACUCAUCGUGCCAGACGACGCGGCGUUACGAGAUCGAACUGCGGCGAUUUGCGACCUCCAGACCUCAAAUCGACCGAGCCUCCUGACCUCACCGUUAGCAUCGCAACGGCGACGGAAGAAGAUGGCGCUGCAGGAGCGGCGAAUAGCGGUCAAGAGGAAGACGGGGUGAGGUUAUUAGGUCUUGCGGCUGCUGGUGUGACAGCUGAGGAGGGCAAGGACGGAGAGGUCCAGAGUAGGGUUAGAGAUGCAAAUGGCGAGGCAAGUGGAGGAGUACCUUUACCACUCCAAAGGCUAAGCACGACAAGACUGCCAUCUAUACCUGAAAGGAGCCAUAGAGUAUUAGCAGAAAUGGGGGAACACGAAGAGCCAUUGCCACCGUCUUGGGAGGCUCGAAUGGACAGCCACGGUAGAGUAUUCUACAUAGAUCAUGCAACAAGAACGACGUCCUGGACAAGACCUGGUUCAGUAGCAGGCAGUGGGGCUACAGGGACUGUAGAAACAGCUGCUGGGGCACAAGAACAGCAACAUAGGAGGCAGUUAGAUAGGCGGUACCAAAGCAUUCGAAGAACUAUAAGUCAGAAUAGGAUAGAAGCUUCAGGUCCUAUUGGCGGAGGUACUGGAGCCAUGUCGGGAGAUAUCCAAGCACCACCUGGUUGUAAGCUCCUUACCAGGCCGGAUUUCUUCACGAUACUUCAUAUGAAUCAGGUUAGAAAUAAAGUAUUUUAGGUGGUGAACAUUAUCUGCAAAAAUAAAUCAGUAUAUUGCUCAAAAUGUUCCAAAUUAGCUACUCCAAG